UACGUCACAGGCGGAAGGAACAAAGAAAGGAAAGAGAAAGGCUUCUCCUGAGAGGAAGGCAAGAAGGAGGGAAAUGAGGAUUCUCUGGUGACAUAAUGAGAAACAUGAUGUAGUGGAUAUCGAGGAAUUUGGAAGCAAAAAAAACCCAACUAUGUAGGAAGAGGAAAUCCACUCAAAGAACUGGUUUUGUGAAACUCUUAACCUCAGGAAACAAGAAGAGUCAAGUGUCCAUAUUGUAGAUAAAUGUAAAUAUUACUGUUGGCCAUGGACGAGAAAGCAUAUGAGUGCAUUGAAGGUGGAAAGAGCUUUACUAACACUGGAUAUCUGCAUUCACAUCAUAAGACUCACACUGGGAAGAAACCCUACACAUGCCUAGAGUGUGGGAAGAGCGUCACUCUACGUCAUAAUCUAUAUUCACAUCAAAGGAUUCACACUGGGGAGAAACCCUAUAAAUGCAUGGAGUGUGGGAAGAGCUUCACUCAGAGCGCACACCUACAUAGACAUCAGAGUACUCACACUGGGGAAAAACCCUACACAUGCCUAGAGUGUGGGAAGAGCUUCACUCUGAGUCAUAAUCUACAUUUACAUCAAAGGACACACACUGGGGAGAAACCCUAUAAAUGCAUGGAGUGUGGAAGGAACUUUGCUGGGAGUUCCCAUCUAUAUUCACAUUGGAAAACUCACACUGGGGAGAAACCCUAUACAUGCCUAGAAUGUGGGAAGAGCUUCACUCAGAGUGGAAAUCUGCAUUCACACCAAAGGACCCACACUGGGGAGAAGCCCUAUAAAUGUACCGAGUGUGGAAAGAGCUUUGCUCAGAAAGUACAACUACAUUCACAUCAAAUCACUCACACCGUGGAGAAACCUUAUACAUGUCUGGAGUGCGGGAAGAGCUUUGCUCGGCAAAGAAGUCUGCGUUCGCAUGAAAGGACUCACAGUGGGAAGAAACCUUUUAAAUGUCUGGAGUGUGGAAAGAGCUUCACUGAGAGUGGACAUCUCCAUUCACAUCAUAGAACCCACACUGGGGAGAAACCUUAUCAAUGCACGGAGUGUGGAAAGAGCUUCACUCAGAGAGUACAACUACAGUCGCAUCAACGAACUCACACUGGGGAGAAACCCUAUAAAUGCCUGGAGUGUGGAAAGAGCUUCGCUCGGAGUGGAAAUCUACAGUCUCAUAAUAGAACCCACACAGAAGAGAAACCCUAUAAAUGCACAGAGUGUGGGAAGAGCUUCACUCUGAGUCAUAAUCUACAUUCACAUCAAAGGAUUCACACUGGCGAGAAACCCUAUCAGUGCCUGGAGUGUGGAAAGAGCUUCCUUCAUAGCAGCAGUCUACAUUCACACCAAAGAACCCACACUGGAGAGAAACCCUAUAAAUGCCCAGAAUGUGGAAAGACCUUUGCUGGGAGUUCAAAUCUAUAUUCACACCAAAAAACUCACACUGGGGAGAAACCCUACAUAUGCCUGAAGUGUGGAAAGAACUUCAGUAGCAGUGGAACCCUACAGAGACAUCAGAGGACCCACACUGGGGAGAAACCCUAUAAGUGCAUGGAAUGUGGAAAGAACUUCACUCUAAGUGCACACCUACAUGCCCAUCAUAGGACUCACACCGGGGAGAAACCCUAUAGGUGCCUGGAGUGCGGAAAGAGUUUUGCUCGGUAUGGAAGUCUAUACUAUCAUCAUAGAACCCACACUGAGAGAAACCUUAGAAAUUCCUGCAGUGUGUAAAGCAUUUCACUCAACAGUUUGUGAAUGUGAGGUUC
Molecule: messenger RNA, 1763 nt
Organism: Anolis sagrei ordinatus
Lineage: Eukaryota; Metazoa; Chordata; Lepidosauria; Squamata; Anolidae
Source: RefSeq, a predicted model, not a curated record